UUUUUUCUCCAAUUGUUUGAUGUGCAUGCGUGCAGGCCCCAAACUGUUCCAUCUCUGCGUUCACUUCGUGAGGGACCUGAGUUGCCUGAUUUUUGGUCUCUCCUCCUCGCUGCGGAGAAUGUCGAUUGUCCAAAGGAUGGCUUCAAACAAGGCUUCUUCGGCUGCGCUCACUUUUGAGCUGGUCGCCAAAUGCUCCGUAAGUGGAAGAUUGUCUAUUCUUCUGGAAUCCGAAGGCUGGGAAUCAGGUCUCCAUACAGCAGCUGGAUAUCAAGUUCCGUCCGUAUAAGUGAGAUCUGGAUCCGGUUUUGCACCCAUCGCAAAGCUUUCGCAAUCGCCAAACGGACCGCAAUGGAUGCCCGUCACUAACGUUAACAAACGCGUUGAACCUAGACAACUAGGGCUCGCGCUUCCAUCCUGACUCUUCCUCAUGGACCGGUCAACCUCCCCAUCUUCAUGCCCGUGGCUACUCAGGCUUCCCUCAAGGGCAUCACCCCGGAGCAGCUUGAGGCUACAGGAUGCCGCCUUUGUCUCAACAACACUUACCAUCUAGGAUUGAAGCCUGGCCAAGAGGUCCUUGAUGCCGUUGGCGGCGCUCACAAACUUCAGGGCUGGAAGCAUAACCUGUUGACGGAUAGUGGAGGUUUCCAAAUGGUAUCUCUCCUUAAGCUCGCCAAGGUUACCGAAGAAGGAGUUCGCUUCCUCUCUCCCCACGAUGGAUCGCCCAUGCUCCUCACCCCCGAACACUCAAUGAGCCUUCAAAACUCGAUUGGAUCCGACAUCAUGAUGCAGCUUGAUGACGUCUUGGUGACCACCCACCCGGACAAGGCCCGUAUGCGCGAGGCCAUGGAGCGCAGUGUACGCUGGCUGGAUCGCUGCAUAAAGGCCCACAAGAACCCGGACCGCCAGAAUCUGUUUUGUAUUAUUCAGGGUGGUUUGGACCUAGAGAUGCGCAGGGAAUGCUGCCGUGAGAUGGUGGCUCGCGACACCCCAGGCAUCGCCAUCGGAGGUCUCAGUGGUGGUGAGGCCAAGGAUGAUUUCUGCAACGUUGUGGCUACAUGCACAGAGCUUCUUCCCGACUUGAAGCCUCGCUAUGUUAUGGGUAUUGGCUACCCCGAAGACCUGGUCGUCAGCGUUGCUUUGGGAGCCGAUAUGUUCGAUUGCGUCUGGCCCACACGUACGGCGCGGUUUGGCAAUGCCAUCACAAAGCACGGUGUGCUCAACAUGAAGAAGGAACAAUAUGCCAAGGACUUUGGCCCAAUCGAGGACGGUUGUGGGUGCCCAUGCUGCAGGCCUAUCGACCAAGAGGGAGCCAUUGGCGUCACAAGGGCCUUUGUACACCACAAUUCGGCCAAGGAGACGGUGGCAGCACAUCUGCUGACCAUACACAACGUGUGGUAUCAGCUGCAUCUCAUGGGGGGUGCCAGGGACGCCAUCAUUGCCGACAAGUUCCCGGCCUUUGUGAAGGAGUUCUUCAACAACCUGUACCCAGAUAGGAAGAGCUACCCGUCGUGGGCUGUAAACGCUCUAAAGAACGUAGGUAUUGACUUAUUUGAAAGCUGAGGCCGCUUGGAGCUUGGUUCAAACUCCCCACACUUUCCAUCUUGUUGUUUGCCC
This is a messenger RNA of Neurospora crassa OR74A, 1614 nucleotides long. RefSeq names its product queuine tRNA-ribosyltransferase, variant. The transcript is spliced from 2 exons. Lineage: Eukaryota; Fungi; Ascomycota; Sordariomycetes; Sordariales; Sordariaceae. Gene Ontology annotation, cellular component: cytosol. Gene Ontology annotation, molecular function: tRNA-guanosine(34) queuine transglycosylase activity. The record is from RefSeq and is a predicted model, not a curated record. The coding region runs from base 454 to 1560 and encodes 368 amino acids.